AUGCGUUCUAUUGGCAAGCGGGUUAGAACGCUUCUAGAUUCUCUCGCAUCAAUAAUUUUACCUGGAACAAGUACAGCGGAAAUUGAAAGUUUCGUUGUUGAUUUCUGUCUAAAGCACUCCUUGUACCCCUCCCCUUUAGGUUAUAAGGGUUUCCCUAGGUUAGUUCUCAUCUUGAGCUCAGGCGAGUUUUUUGCCUACAAAUUUACACAAUUCUCAUCUCUGCGAGCAUCUCAUGCAUUCCUGAAGAUUUGAAUUCUGAUGACCGACCAGUUUUAUCUACCGACCUAUUGAAAUGUAAAUUUAAUUUUGGAGAAUCGUUUUUGGCGAUUUAGUUCGCUCUUCCCACCUUUUUGCUACAUGUCAGUUGUUAAGUUUUAAAAUUCAACGCUAAUUGAGUAAUUAUGAAAUUUUAAAUGAGUACAUAGCCUCUUACUACAGGUGGUAACGGUUAGAUCGAAGUCUCCAACGUUUACGGGGAUUUCGUGGGAAUAUGAUGGAAGCGUAAGCACAGCUCCCCCGCCCAAUUAGGGGAAAACAAAAGGAAGGAGAUGAGGAAAUCCUCAUCGACUAGUGAACAAAUUUUGCUCUUUAAGCGCUCUAUUACGUCGGUGCCGAACAAAUCUGCAUGCAUUUACUCUCCUGAGCCUGCUUCGUCAGGCGCAAGACCUUGCUUAUUACCAUGCAGUUAUUAGCAGAGGUCCCUUCUUUCAUCCGCCAUCUGUGGACGCUUAAUUGAUUAGUCUCGGGGAUAGCACACAGAUCUGGUCAUCUUGGCUUCCUACAUUUCCCUCCGAGAUAAUUAAGACCUUUCUUCUUCGGGUAAUGCUGUUGCUUUAGCUGACGGGCCUCACCUUGAAAUUAAAAAGCCAACACCUUUCGUUUUCACCGGUUGAUAAAACCUUGAUGGGUCACCGUCUCAUAUGUUUCGAUUGCACAGUCCGUUGGUUAAAAGGCGGGCUCGUUCGAGAUGCUACAUCUGUUUUCUGUGCUGACUGUCUAAAGUUGAACAGAUGUAAUUACGUCGGACCCGCCAAGAGUACUAGAUUUCGGCGGUUUUCGUCAAGAAAUGGACAUUUUGAGGGCCUAGCUGUUGGUGGCAGAGCAUGGGCUGCCCCUGUCCGUGGUGUCGUAAACCCUGAAGUCAGCAAGGCUAACAGUGCCGAAACAAGCUCAGACACUGUACUUAACUGAGGACCAGGUCGAUAGCACAAGGAGUCUGGUUUGCCGUUUCAGGUCACACAAACCCAUUUUAAGCUGUACAGUAAACCUUUUAAGAGUUUGACGGAAGCACCAAAUAUGCUAACCCUUUGUUGCUUCGUCGGAUAUACAUGGUCAUUAAAUUCACCUUAUAUCCACAGGUUGAUUCCUGCCGAAGUUUUGCUGCGAGGCCUUAACCGUUUUCAGUGCCUAGGGUCUGUCACGCAACUUGGUUGGAAUAACGAUAAUUGUUUGCAGGUGUACGUUGCCUUUAAGGCAUUCAUCUUUCAUAGCGUUUUGUCAGGCGCUUAGAAAAGUGAAGGCUCCUUUCACAUUUUCUUUAUGCGAUCCUUUCUCAGUUAUGGCUGAAAUAUAGUCAUUAUGGUUCUGUUAUACUAAGUCCCAAGAGUUCUUUUGGGGAUGUAUUCCCCGUUUGACUACCGUAACAUAUCGACCUCAGAGCCUCCACAUUCCAUACACAAAUGUCUUCCUAACUCAGUAGGACGCGUUCUUGUCACUGCUGUCCGUUACGCACAUUACACUGUUCUGAAAUAUAAACUCACAUUAUACAACGCAAACACUACCUGAAUCCUCUUUUCCAAACUCUUUCAGUAGAAUUCAAUUUCGUUGAGUCACUGUAGGCAAAUAAGGCUAGCUAGCGCCAUCAGGAAACUACGUAUAAGGUAGUAACUACACCAUCCGUUAGCAGUGGACAUCCAAAGUAACUUCCUGGUUGCCGAAUCUGCGAAUUUGAAAUGACUAUUAACCAUACCACCUCCUACAGUCAGUUACUGUCUUUAUACUCAAUAUUGAGUACGAAAUUUUCAUUCGAGAACGCUGUUUUCAAAAUCGUUUGUUAAGGUAAUUUCUCAUAUUUAACGGAUGAUAUCUACGCUGCUGCACGUUUUGAUACUCCCUGUUCAGGUCUUCAUUUGUAGAGCUUGGACUCUUACCAUUCAUUUAUCUUCACAUCUCCCUCUUGCUUAUUGUAGCACGGUAUGCACUUCCGUGAACGAAGUAGCCAUUCACGGUCUACCUUCAAAAGAUUGUAUUUUACGUGCGGAUGACUUGAUUUCGGUGGAUGUCUCUCUUUACGAUGGUCAGGUUCAUGGCGACGCUUGCGUCACGUUCCUUGUUCCGAGCGAAUCUCGGCUGCGCACGACUCCGACGGGAAUUAGCGAUCUCCUGUCUUGUGCCCAAAAGUGCUGCCAAGCUGGAGUCUCUGUCUGUGGUCCAGGCGUCCCUUAUCAUUGUAUUGCUGAGGCCGUUACCCAAGCAGCUCUCAAUUGUGGCAAUUUCCGUGUUGUGGCCGGCAUUAACGGUCAUGGAAUCGGAACCUACUUCCAUGGCCCUCCGGACAUCUGCCACUGUAUCUAUGAAGAGAGAUCAGAUGACUAUGGUGUCAUGUGUCCAGGUCACGUCUUUACAAUUGAGCCCUGUGUAGCAGCCCCAUCAGCGUCGUCUGAGGAAGGUGCAGUUGAGAGUUAUGUUGCACUUCCCUUCACUCAGCCGGAUGGCUGGUCUGUACGCACAUCUGACCGUGCUCUGACUGCGCAGUUUGAAGAAAUGGUUUUGAUAACAGACGAUGGUUAUGAUCUCCUCACCAGAUAA
Messenger RNA from Spirometra erinaceieuropaei, 2808 nucleotides. The record is from the annotation of a GenBank genome assembly. Lineage: Eukaryota; Metazoa; Platyhelminthes; Cestoda; Diphyllobothriidea; Diphyllobothriidae.